AUGCGCUGGGCACUCUCGACGCUCCGCCUCUUGGGCUUCAGUCUGCUCUGCCUCGCCGGCACAGCCGCUCAUACCUGGCAGGUGCCCCUGUUCUCCUCUGCGCCGCCCGCACGCGAGCCCUGGUCGCCGGCGCUCUCCUUUGCCGUCGCCUACUACCCCACCCAAUGGGCCCCCUCGCAGUGGGCCUCGGACGCGCGGCGCAUGGCCGCCGCCGGCAUCCGCUUCGUGCGCCUCGCCGAGUUUGACUGGGCGCUUCUCGAGCCUCGUGCCGGGACGUUCAACUUCAGCACGCUCGAUGCGGCGCUGCACGUGCUCGACUCGCAUGGCCUGCAGGUCAUUCUCGGCACGCCCACGGCGACGCCGCCGCGAUGGGCGGUGAGAGAGUAUGAUAUACUCGGCGCCGAUGCCGACGGCAAGCCGCGACGAUGGGGCAGUAGACGCAGCUACUCGUUCAGCGCGCCCGACUAUCGCAUGCUCAGCGAGCGGAUCACCAACAAGCUGGCACAGAGGUAUGGACAGGAUCGAAGGGUCGUGGCGUGGCAGCUCGACAAUGAAUUCGGCUGCCACAACACAGUGCGCACCUUCGACGCGCAUGCCGCCGCUGCGUUUCGCGCAUGGUUGCGCACCAAGUACGGCAGUCUGUCGGCGCUCAACGAGAAGCAAGGGCGCGUCUUUUGGUCUUCGCAGUUCGAGCAGUGGGCAGAUGUGUCGCCGCCCACGCAUGAAGUCACCGAGAGCAACCCGGCUCAUAGAUUGGACUGGUUCGCGUUCUCCUCGCAUCAAGUGGCGGCAUUCGCAAAGGGACAGGUGGAUGUGAUUCGCAAGCAUGCUCGUCAGCCAAUCACCACCAACGUCUUCGGCAGUUUUGAGUUCGACCAUCAUGCCUUUGCGCAAGAGACGGGUCUAGAUUUCGCAACGUGGGACAGCUAUCCGCUAGGCUACACCGAAUCCACACCCUGGGUGGCCGAGACGGACAAGAGGGCAUUUGCGCGCACCGGCAGACCUGAUGCGCAGUCCUUGCAUCACGCUAUCUACCGAGGCGUCGCGGGUGCGGCGCAUGGAGUGGCAAGAGGCGAAUGGGGCGUGAUGGAGCAGCAACCUGGACCGGUCAAUUGGGCAUCGCAUAACCCCUCGCCAGCGCCAGGCAUGGUCCGUCUCUGGCUGCACGAGAUCUUCGCACACGGAGGCUCGCUCGCAAACAUCUUUCGCUGGCGGCAGGUGCCGUACGGCCAGGAGCAGAUGCACGCUGCGAUGCUCCGUCCCGACAGCGUCGAGGAUGUGGCGUGGCACGAGCAGCAACGGACGCGCGAGGAUCUGCUCCUCUUGCGCCAAGCUGGCCUUGUGCGCGGCCAAGGCGCAGAGCUGCAGUGGAGCGCUGCGCCUCGGCCUGCAAAGGUGGCGCUCGUGCUCGACUAUACUGCCGGCUUCGUGCUCGAGGCAAGUCCGCAAGGCGGCGUCUGGCAGACCGAGACGUUUCACGGGUAUGACUUCCAGCUGCCCGAGCUGCUGACCGAGUGGUACUCGGCGCUGCGGCGUCUGGCGCUCGACGUCGACGUCAUCUCUCCCGCGACGUCGCUGCAGAAUUACUCUCUCGUCGUCGUGCCGACGAUGCCGAAAGUGUCGCACGCCUUCGAGGCGCAGCUGGCCGCGUUCAAAGGACACGUCAUCUUUGGGCCGCGCUCGGCCUCCAAGGUCGACACGCUCUCGCUGCCGCACGACAUGCCGCCGGCGCAGGGAGGCGUGCGGAGCAGACUGCCCAUGAAGGUGGUGCGCGUCGAGAGUCUGCGCAAGGGCCUCGGCGAUCAAGUGGCCAUUGCGGGCGGGCAGGACGCCUCGGACGUAGACGUGUGGUCGGAAUGGCUGGAGUGUGAAAGGGACGGAGAGAAGGCAAACCAGGAGGCGCCAGCACGAUACAUUGGAUAUCGCAAUGGCAGUGCAGCGGCGUGCGAGCAUGUCGUCAAUGGCAGCCGCACCACCUAUCUAGGCUGGUACGCGCGCUCCACCCCGCUGCUGCCUCUCUUCGCCUCCGCCGCACGCGCCCUCAACAUCUCCACGCUCCUCGCGCGCCCCGUCGACGCCGCCGCCGAUCUCGGCGCCCACGUGCGUCUGGCGCGCCGCGGCGACGUCGUGUAUGCGUUCAACUACGCCAUGCAGGCGCAGCGCCUGCCGCACAUGCCCAAAAGCGCCACGCUCGUCGUGGGCAACAGCAGCGAGACCAUCGAGGCUGCGGGCGUGAGCGUGUGGCAUUUGCCUUGA
Tilletiopsis washingtonensis is the source of this 2256-nucleotide messenger RNA. RefSeq lists its product as hypothetical. Gene Ontology annotation, molecular function: beta-galactosidase activity. Bases 1 to 2256 code for a protein of 751 amino acids. Lineage: Eukaryota; Fungi; Basidiomycota; Exobasidiomycetes; Entylomatales. The transcript has 13 exons. The record is from RefSeq and is a predicted model, not a curated record. Gene Ontology annotation, biological process: carbohydrate metabolic process. Gene Ontology annotation, cellular component: beta-galactosidase complex.